UUUUCACCUUUGUUGGUAAAAAUAUAAAAUGGCUCUUCCAAAAAGAAUUGUGAAGGAGACUGAACGUUUGUUAGCUGAUCCUGCACCUGGAAUUAGUGCUACACCACAUGAGGAAAACUUACGUUACUUCGAUGUCAUUAUUGCUGGCCCAAGCCAGUCUCCUUUUGAAGGCGGCGUUUUCCGGUUAGAGUUAUUUUUACCCGAGGAUUACCCAAUGGGACCACCCAAAGUUCGUUUCUUAACCAAGAUUUACCAUCCCAAUAUUGAUAAACUAGGUCGUAUUUGCUUAGAUAUUCUUAAAGAUAAAUGGUCUCCUGCUUUACAAAUUCGUACUGUUCUGCUUUCCAUACAAGCACUACUAUCAGCACCUAAUCCUGACGACCCUUUGGCUAAUGACGUUGCUUCUCAUUGGAAGGAAGAUGAAAAAGGCGCCAUUGAACAAGCUCGUCAAUGGACUGCAAUGUAUGCUCAUGCCUAGGAUCGGAAGGAUAUGUAAAAAAAGAGAGUAGAGCUAUGCUACAGUACUAUAGCUAUGUAAAAAACAUACAAGAAACCAUCAACUUAACAAUAUAACAGCCAUUAAGCACAAUAAAAAACUAUAAAAUAUUCGCAGGACGUACUUAAAGGAAGUGGUUGUAAAUUACCACCUUCUGAACUUCGAUAUAGCAGCUGCAAGAUUCUGUACCAAAAGAAUAGGAUAGGCA
Molecule: messenger RNA, 704 nt
Organism: Mycotypha africana
Lineage: Eukaryota; Fungi; Mucoromycota; Mucoromycetes; Mucorales; Mycotyphaceae
Product: ubiquitin-conjugating enzyme E2 N
Exons: 5
Coding region: 29-478 (149 amino acids)
Biological process (GO): protein K63-linked ubiquitination; DNA damage tolerance
Cellular component (GO): nucleus
Molecular function (GO): ubiquitin conjugating enzyme activity
Source: RefSeq, a predicted model, not a curated record